Molecule: messenger RNA, 2903 nt
Organism: Myripristis murdjan (pinecone soldierfish)
Lineage: Eukaryota; Metazoa; Chordata; Actinopteri; Holocentriformes; Holocentridae
Gene: cdhr5a
Product: cadherin-related family member 5a
Exons: 14
Coding region: 10-2130 (706 amino acids)
Biological process (GO): cell-cell junction assembly; cell-cell adhesion mediated by cadherin; adherens junction organization
Cellular component (GO): catenin complex; membrane; adherens junction
Molecular function (GO): cadherin binding; calcium ion binding; beta-catenin binding
Source: RefSeq, a predicted model, not a curated record
AAUCAGGACAUGGAACUGAAAUCGUGUAGAAAACCUGUGAACUUUCUCUUUGGAUGCUUAGUCGUCGUCUCCUUUUGUACAGUUUGUCCAGCUCAAAGACUUUGCACAGUUUCUCCUGGCCAAGUGUCGAUAGCAGAAAACAACACCGCGGACAUUCUGGUUGCAAAGAUCAGCUCUGGUAGCGAUGUCACGUUGACCGUUGUAGGGAACCCUGAGGAUCUCUUCUACUUAAAGGGGAAUGAGCUGAUGGUAAAGAAAGGACUGGACUAUGAGUCUCUACCCCUGGCGGCUCUAGUGGUGCGGGUGCAAUGCAGCAGAGCAGGCUCCAGAUCUGUCAACGUGUCUGUGCAAGUUUCUGUUGAAAAUGUGAACGAUAAUCCUCCAAACUUCUCACAAAACCACUAUGUUCUGGAGGUGAAUGAGCUCGCUCCAGUCAACUCCAGCGUGGGGCUGAUAGAGGCCACCGAUGUGGAUUCAGAGCUUUUGUACUACCGCUUAGAGUCCGCCUCGGACAAGUAUUUCCGUUUGGAGAACAUCAACACCCCAAAGAUACUGGUUCAAAGCAUCAUGGACUAUGAUGUCAUACAAAAGAUCUCUUUGAUUUUGCAUGUGCAGGACACGUUCAACGGCUCGGCCUCCAACAAGCCCUUCUUCACCUCCGUGGCCACCAUCACGGUGCACGUGAAAGACAUCGACAACCGGCCGCCAUGGUUCCAGCCCUGCAUGAGGGCCAACAUGGGAAUCGCCAAACUCUGCGUCAGCACAGGCUACAGGGGCCGAGUCAAUCUGACUGAAAAAGAGGAGGGGCCGUUAAUACUGGAGCCCGGCCCCGUGUUCGCAAAGGAUGGAGACAGGAACAGGAGCGAGCAGAUCAGCUACAGAAUACUCCGAGGGAAUGAGGGCAGUAUAUUCCAGAUUGAUGAGGACACAGGGAAUAUCACCAUGGCUAAAGCUGCAGAUAUUGCCGGCCCAGUAACCCUCACUGUUCUGGCAUCACAGGUAACCAACAGGGACCAGUUUGCUGUGACAAUGGUCACCAUCGAGGUGAUGAAGAAGAGCAGAAACCCUCCUCGCUUUGAGAAGGAGCGCUACGAGGGCUAUAUCUACAGCAACUCUGUGCCUGAGAGCAUGAUCCUGAGAGAUCGCAGCUCUAACAGGCCCUUCAGGGUCCGGGCCAGAGACGAGGACUUUGCCUCCGGUGUGAAUCCAGAUGUGAAGUAUGAGGUGCAGUACAGCAGUUACGUCAAUGUGACCUCAGAGGGCUUUGUGAUUCUGAAGAGGGUUGUGAAGACCGAGUCCUUUGCACUUCAGAUAAAAGCAGUGGACACCACAACAGGGGAGUUUGGCACAGCGGCCCUCUCUGUUCAAGUCAUACCUGCUGUGGCCGUCCCAUCUCCUUCCAACAUAGGCUACCGUGCAGGUGACAUGGCGCUGCUGGGCCUGAUCAUGGCAGCCCUGCUGGUGCUGUGCCUCAUUGUGAUUGGCUUCCUGAUCUCCCGCUUGUGGAAGGGAAACAGUGAUAUGAACAAACUGUGUGAGUGCCUACGAUCCAGCCACCCCAGGGAGAGGCCCAGGGACUCCAUGCAGUAUACCAAUGAUGGCUUCCAGAACGAGGGCGACCAGAGCCGUGGAGGACCCAGGAGGUGGAACUACGCUGUCCCCAGACGGAGCACCGUCCCCCAGGCCCGAGGCAGGGUCAUCCCCCUUCAGCGACGAAGCCGCCACUGCUCAUCGUGUGGUGUCUACACUAACCAUGUGCCUAAGGGCAGCCCUUCCCCAAUUCCUGCCCAGAGAGGGGGAAGACAUGCGGAUGACGAUUACAGCUCAAGGUCAAUCCUGGCCAAGCAGAGGAGAAGGGAGGGGCAGAAGACGGUGUGGUUCAAAGAGAGCGAGGACUCCUCUGACAUCGAAGUGGAGAUUAUCCCAGACACUGUGGGCCGGGUGGAGGAGGAGACUGAGGAGGAGGUGGAGGCAGAGGUGGAAAUGGAAGGGGUUGUCAGGGACCCAGCAGCCCCACAAAGAGACACUGAUGCUGGGCAAGAGAACCAGAGCACAGAGUCUAACGAGGACCAGGGGCACGGUGAUGCCAGUUCAACAAAAGAGGAGGGAAGCCAGGAGCAGGAUGGCUGAGCAGAGAUCAGACGUCAAAGCCUCUUCAAAUGGUCCAGUGUUGGAUGGGGCACAAGUGGUUCGCAGAACUGUGCAAAAUGCUGUUUGUUUUCUUGUUUUCAUGUUUUGGAUGCACCUACAGCGGAAGUUUCAACAUUUCACGCUGAUGGCUCAUGGAUAACUGUGAAACCUCAAGAGUAGGUUCCAGGACAAGUAUAUAUUUUCUACUGGGAGUGCUCAAAAAAUGCAGCAUCAGAUAAUAAAACUACCUUUACAUAGUGUGAGAAGGGUACACCUGUCACCUUCAGACAGAUCAGGACAUCAAAUGACAACUUGAAUUAAAAUGGGGACUGAAGGGAAAAAAAUAAAAGGGACAAAAGUCAGUGCUCAGUGAUUUUCAUCUUUAGUAAAGGUGGUUAUGUUAGUUCUGCCUUUAUUAUGUCACAUCCCAGUGCACUACACACAUUUUGUACAAGCUUUACUAAAACAAAUCAAAAUGAUCUGGAUUUGGCAGUCAGCAAAAUAUGUGAAAACAAGACUUUAUCAGCUGAAUACUAAACGGUUAAAGGAACUUUUUCCUAUAUUUUAUUGAGCAUGUUUAGCAAAAUAACAUUGUUACAGAUUUUUUUUAAAUUAAUAUAUAUCUGACAUUUUGUACAUUUAAGUGUAGAGAUGCUUGAGGGAAUAAUAAAAUUUAGAAGAUUUGUCAUGUCUACAUCACCUUAUUAUGGAGUGUUUCGCUGGUUUCAUAUUAAUUUCUCCCGUGGUGAACAAGACAUUUCCCACAAGGUGUC